Molecule: messenger RNA, 4294 nt
Organism: Mesocricetus auratus (golden hamster)
Lineage: Eukaryota; Metazoa; Chordata; Mammalia; Rodentia; Cricetidae
Gene: Mroh6
Product: maestro heat like repeat family member 6
Exons: 14
Coding region: 102-2258 (718 amino acids)
Cellular component (GO): cytoplasm
Source: RefSeq, a predicted model, not a curated record
CUGUAGGCCCGCCUGUGGGCCCGCCCGGGGCCCGAUUGUAGGUCAGGUCUGGGCACAACUUCCCUGGAAGUGUGGUGGCGGGUGCCGCUGGUAGGAAGACCAUGGCUGGGGGUGUGUGGGGCCGGGGCAGGGGUGGCCCCGUGGGGUCCCUAACUCUGACAGCUCUAGCUGAAGGAAUCCGGGCUAACCAGGGACAGCCUGUGGGACCCUCUUCCCCAGGCCCUCAGGCUGAGCCCCUGGAGCGUGGACCAGGGGCUGAGAUCUACACUCAAACACUGACCCCGGCCUUCGAGGCGCAGCCUGGGAACGAAGGGGUCGCCCCCACAGUUGGCAGUGAGAACUGUUCCCCACAGGAUGCCCAGGAGCCAGCACCUGAGAGACCCUUCCAGGCCUCCCUGUAUCCCUGGGAGGAAGGGGCCCUUGCCGACCUUGCGUUGUAUACAGCUGCCUGUCUGGAGGAGGCUGGCUACGCCGGGACCCAGGCAACAGCGCUCACUCUGUCCUCAGCCCUGGAAGCCCAGGGACAACGACUGGAGGAUCAGGUCCACGGUCUGGUGCGUGGGCUGCUGGCACAGGUGCCUAGCCUGGCAGAGGGGAGACCCCGAAGGGCAGCUCUACGGGUGCUGAGCGCACUGGCUCUGGAGCAUGCGCAGGAUGUGGUGUGUGCGCUGCUACACAGUUCACUACCCCCGGACCGGGUGGCCGCCGAGCUGUGGCGAAGCCUGAGCCGAAACCAGCGCGUAAAUGGGCAGGUGCUGGUGCAGCUGCUGUGGACGCUCAAAGGCGCAGGGGGUCCCGAGCCUGGAGCCCUGGCAGCCACGCGUGCCCUUGGGGAGAUGCUGGCAGUCUCCGGCUGCGUGGGAGCCACUCGAGGCUUCUACCCUCACCUGCUGCUAGCACUGGUCACACAGCUGCACGAGCUAGCUCAAGGCGCUCACUCCCCUGACAGCCCUAAGGUGUGGGAGCCUUGUCACCGAGGGCCACCUCACAGCCACGCCAGCUGCACGGUGGAGGCCUUGAAGGCCCUGCUCACGGGAGAUGGUGGCCGAAUGGUAGUCACAUGUAUGGAGCAAGCCGGAGGCUGGAGGAGACUGGUAGGAGCCCACACGCAUCUGGAGGGUGUCCUGCUGCUGGCCAGUGCAAUGGUGGCGCACGCCGAUCACCACCUGCGAGGCCUUUUUGCAGACCUGCUUCCUCGGCUACGAAGUGCCAGUGACCCGCAGCGCCUCACAGCUAUGGCCUUCUUUACUGGGCUGUUGCAGAGCCGGCCCACGGCACGGCUCUUACGGGAGGAAGUCAUCCUGGAGCGACUUCGAACUUGGCAGGGCGACCCAGAGCCCACCGUGCGCUGGCUAGGCCUACUUGGUCUUGGUCACCUUGCAAUGGAUCAUGGGAAGAUAAGGCAUGUGAACACGCUGCUGCCGGUGCUCCUAAGGGCGCUGGGCGAGGGCGAUGCGCGGCUCGUGGGCGCCGCGCUAGGCGCGCUGCGGAGACUCCUGCUGCAGCCAGGAGCGCCCGUGAGACUCCUGAGCUCUGAGCUGCGACCACGCCUCCCACCGCUGCUGGACGAUGCUCGGGACUCCGUCCGUGCUUCAGCAGCGGGACUCCUUGGAACCCUGGUGCGGCGGGGUCAGAGCGGGCUCCGGCUGGGGCUCAGGGGACCCCUGCGGAAACUGGUGCUGCAGAGCCUGGUGCCGCUGUUGCUGCGCCUACAUGACUCCAGCCGGGAUGCUGCUGAGAGCUCAGAGUGGACAUUAGCCCGCUGUGACCAGGCCCUUCGAUGGGGCCUGUUGGAGGAGAUGGUCACUGUGGCUCACUAUGACAGCCCCGAGGCUCUAAGCCGUGUCUGCCACCGCCUGGUUCAGAGAUAUCCAAGCCAUGUUAAGCAUUUCCUGAGUCAGACCCAGGGCUACCUGCGGAGCCCCCAGGACACCUUGCGCCGGGCAGCCACUGUGCUCAUAGGCUUCCUCGUCUACCAUGCUCGCCCCAGUGGAGUCAGUCAGGACCUGUUGGACUCUUUGUUCCAGGACCUAGGACAGCUGCAGGGCGACCCGGAGUCUGCGGUUUCCGCGGCAGCGCACGUGUCUGCCCAGCAGGUGGCGCUGCUUGCCCGGGCGCAGGUCCAACCACGCCGCUCCAGCCUCUUCCGCUUCAUCCGCCAGCAUUCAUACCCUACAAGGCCCCAUCCACUCUAUGACGAUAGUCCGUUCCUACGCCGGAGCCUUGCGGGCCGAUGGAGCUGCCCUGAACCUCGUUGAGCCAGGCCAGGUAUCCAAAUUCCUGGGCACACACUAUUCAUGCUGUCACCAAUCCCUACUACAGCAGAUCUGCAGAAGAGGCUUGCUCCAAGGACAGUGGCACCCACUGCCCUGUAACUAUUUUCUGUGACAGCUGUGUCGCGGAGGGCACAUUCCAUCUCAAGUCCUUCCAGUAGUCUUGGUCUAUCUAUUUAUUCUCGGCCAGGCCAGUUCGGCCAACUCCUGGAGUGUGCCCUCUGCUCUAGGUUAGACCUGGCAUCCGUCCUGCAUGGCUUCUGCUUCCCAAGCAAGGAUCUGGCACUGAAGUUGAUGCCGCCGUAGGAUGCGCUGCCCUCUUCCUAGGGCUCAGUAUGCCUAGCCAUAGUCUUGUUUUUUGUUUUUUGGUUUUUUGGUUUUUCGAGACAGAAGGUUUCUCUGUGUAGCUUUGGAGGCUGUCCUGGAACGAGCUCUUGUAGACCAGGCUGCUCUCGAACUCACAGAGAUCUGGCUGCCUCUGCCUCCCGAGUGCUGGGAUCAAAGGCAUGUGCCCCCACCGCCCGGCGCCUGGCCAUCGUCUUAGCCGCCACGGCUUUCCUAGUUAUGUCAGGAGUCCAUCGACCCUGUUUCUUCUCCAUUCUCCAUUCCUCACAGCUGUCCUGGCUUGUGUCAGGCCAGGUGAGGAGACACCCCAGGACAACACAACAGGAGGCAUUGACUUGCUCUCCUGUCCCUACUCCUUUGGAUAACCAAUCCAUUUCCUACCCCAACUCAUGUCAGAACCCACGUGGUCUCUAGAAGGUAUCCCUGAGAUCCCUCUGUGCUGGAGAGCCCCAGCCAGGGCUGUACCUGUGUGCUGAAGCAUGGGGAGCAGGCAUUCCACACCCACCACCAGACUGCCCAAUGUCCUGCACAGGGCUCAAAUGGGAAGGCAGGCUGGACAGACAGGAAGAGCCAGCCACGGGCGUGACCCCACCCCUCCAGGCACUCACAUAGGCAGCUUCCUCCACUUAGAAUUAGGGUGUCGUCAGGCUGCCGGGAGACCUCACAACUUAGCAUAUGCACAGGGCAGUGAAUAAUGCCAGGAAGCCGUUUCCCCACCCCGGAGUCUCUCUGGGACAAGCUUGGGACCCUGUUUACCUAGCCCCUUCACGGGAGGUGCUCAGAAUAAACACGAGUGGGUGGCAGGGGUUGGACAACUGUCCCAGAAAGCGGUUGUUAUGAGCUCGGCCCUGCACAAGAUCCAGCUUGGCUUGCGGUGAGCAAAGCGGUGUGCAGCAAGGCUAACAGCAGCGGCUGGGGACGGGGCACUUGUUGCUGCUACAACUCCAGUCCCCAGGACCACCAGCUUCUCCCGCAGACAGCCCUCCUACUGCAAGUCCAGCAGCUAGCGGCUGGAGUUUGACCUAUGCCCUCCCUUUCUUCUUUGUUUGUUUUGUUCAUUUUUUUUUCCAAGACAGGGUUUCUCUGUGUAACAGCCCUGGCUGUCCUGGAACUUGCUAGGUAGACCAGGCUGGCCUCGAACUUGAAGAGAUCCACCUGCCUCUGACUCCCGAGUGCUGGGAUUAAAGGCGAGUGCCACUGCCCAGCUUUUUUUCUGUUCUGUUUUGUUGGUGCCCCUCCCCUUCCACAUAGAGCCUCUUGUAGGCCCAGCCAAUCCCGUCGCCUUUCACUGGCGAGCUCACUGGACCUUCCAUCUGGGAUUUGGGUGUGGUGGGCAAGACCUGCCUAUGCUCUGCCCUCCAGGACCUAAGGGCCCCGAAUCGUUGUGGGGCGCCAUGUUUUCUAGGAUCUGCUUCCAGGGGUUUUUCAAAACACUUCUGGGUAAGAUGGCUGUCCUGGCUAGUUUUAUGGACAUAAGCUAGUCCCGUGAAAGGAGGGAGCCUCAGUUGAAAAAAUGCCUCCAGCUGAAGAACAUUGUCUUAAUUCGUGAUUGAUGGGGGAAGGCCCAGCCCAUUGUGGGCGGUGCCAUCUCUGGGAUGUAGUCCUGGGUCUAUAAGAAAGCAGGUCGGGAAGCCAUGAUGAGCAAAUCAGUAAGCAGCACCCUCCAUGGCCUCAUC